Molecule: messenger RNA, 2546 nt
Organism: Vanrija pseudolonga
Lineage: Eukaryota; Fungi; Basidiomycota; Tremellomycetes; Trichosporonales; Trichosporonaceae
Gene: CDC27
Product: Cell division cycle protein 27
Exons: 6
Coding region: 198-2522 (774 amino acids)
Biological process (GO): cell division; metaphase/anaphase transition of mitotic cell cycle; anaphase-promoting complex-dependent catabolic process
Cellular component (GO): anaphase-promoting complex; cytoplasm
Molecular function (GO): protein binding
Source: RefSeq, a predicted model, not a curated record
AUCACACCUCUCAUCAUCAUCAGUCAACCACAACCACACUGCACUUCAGACCUACUUCCUACGCAUUGCAUACAUCACACACGGCACAUACACACCCCCACUCGCUUCAUUCUCCUACCCACAACCUACCACUUCCCUAGUUACACCAACAACCCUUCACUCCCUUCCCGAAACCAAACAACAGAGCCCCACCGGUCAUGGCACCUCGGCCAACAAGUCCACACCUCGCCCACAGGCUCCGCACGCUGGCAUUGACCUCACCAAUACAGACAGCAGUGUUCUACGCGCGCCUAUAUGCUGCGCUCUUCCCACCAACAGAUGCAGAGCACGACAGCCUGCACGUCCUCAGCCUGUGCCUCCUCGCGGCGGGACAGCCGUACCCCGCGCUCCAUCUUGUCCGCGACCUAGCCGACACUGACGAGCCGCCACAAGAACAUGACGAGGAUAUGCUGCGCCCCGCAAAACGCCCUGGUUGCUAUGGUUGUGCAGUCAUCGUUGCCAAGUGCUGUAGCAAACUUGGCAGGUUCAGCGAGGGCGAGCAGGUGCUCGAGCGGGCUAUCCGGAGAAGCGUCCCCAUGACCCUUCCAACCCCCACACCAUCCGAGACGGCUGCCACUGCAUCCCUCCUCCUCGCGAGCCUCUCCCACAAGGGCAAGGCCCCCGCCCUUGCUGUAGAGCAGUACACACGCGCGCUGGCCGAGGACCCGUGGCUAUGGGAGGCCUUUACCGGACUGUGCGACAUUGGUGCGGCGCCAACACGAGACCUUGUUUUCCCCGACCCUCCAAGUGUAGCCCGGUCCUCAUCACAGCGCACGUCCCGUCUACCAACACUGUCACCCAACCCAAUGCCGCGAAGCUCGGCAUCAGAAGUGCCCAACUUUUUGAGCCGCCGGCAGAUGAGCCCACUGGCAUUGUCAGCCGCACCAUCGACAUCGUUGUUUACUCCAGAGGUGACGACGGCGACUGCCGCGGCCGCACCUCGGCUGGGCAUGAUGGGCAACCCCGGUGCUGCGUGGGACACUUCGCUAUCAAUGAUUGCCGACACGACGUUCCCCACGAUUGCCGACGCGCAGAGCGGACCAAGUAUCGCGACAAGACGACCGCUGCCAAACCUCAUUUCAUCAUUCAUUCCCUCUGCAUCGUCCAUGAUCCCGGCAGCGCUGCGAUCGACACCCAACCCUCCGGGAGAAUUACCAUCCAAACCACCGGCCAUGAAGAGACCGCGCGGAGACAGAGUCGUUCGCAAGCCAGCAGAGACGCCGGUCGGUGGGCCAAUGACCACCGAGUCGCGGCUCAACGGCCGCGAUCUCAAGAUGAUGGAGACAAACGGGGGCGACAAGAUUCUCGAGCCGCCGGUCCGUCGCAGCUCUCGCCUCAACUCUACCUCCAAGAGCACAAGGAUUGCACGCGAGAAGCGUUCGGCUCGAUCACAGUCCGUGGCAUCGUCGGGGUCGGGACACACCGAAGUAACAUCGCCUACUACCGAGGCCCAGAUCCAUGCAGCAGUCGACGACUGGCUUCGGGAUAUUGUUCGCCGAUGCGGACGUGCAUACCGAGCGCUGGGGCUGUACCAGUGUCACGAGGCGCUGAGUGAACUCGACGGACUGCCCCUCGAGCUGCAGCACUCGCCAUGGGCUCUCGACAUUGCCGCACGGUGCAUGUACGAGCUGUCGGACUACACCAAGGCACAACGCGCAUUCAAGUCGCUGAUUGAGGCCGAUCCCUACCGCCUCGAGUCGAUGGAGCUCUACUCGACGCUACUCUGGCACAUGAACGACCAAGCAGCGCUGUCACACCUGUCGCAGGUGCUCGUGUCCAUUGACCGGGAAGCACCACAGCCGUGGAUCGCAGCCGGCAACUGUUUCUCGUUACAGCGGGACCACGACGAGGCAAUGCGGUGCUUCCGACGUGCGACACAACUGGAUCCCGGGUGCGCGUAUGCGUGGACCCUGUGCGGGUUUGAGGCGGCAGAGAUGGAAGAGUACGACCGAGCCAUUGCGUUCUACCGUACUGCUAUCAGAGCCGAUGCCCGCCACUACAACGCAUGGUACCACAUGGGGUCCGUGUACCUCAAGAUGGGCAAGAUCCGACACGCCGAGCACCAUCUGCGCCGCGCAGCCGAGAUCAACCCGUCCAGCCCGGUCUUGCUUCUUUGCAUCGGAGAGGUGCUCGAGCAAAGCGACAACCUGCCAGGCGCAUUGGCCAUCUACGAGCAGGCGACGAGGCUCAAGGUGGAGUCAACCAUGGCCAUGGUCGAGUACAAGCGGAUUCGUGUGCUGGUUGCACUUGGUCGCAUUGCAGAGGCCAUUGCUGCGCUGCAGCCCCUGGCUCGAGUGGCACCCGACGAAGCCAACAUUCAGUUCCUACUCGGCAAGUGCUACCUCCGCACCGGACGCAACGCCGAAGCAAUGGUGGCGUUCACGUCGGCCCGGGAACUGCAACCCAAGUUGGACGGUGCGAUCAAGGUGGUCAUUGCUGCGCGGGGCGAGGACGUCGCCGACGGCGAUGACGAGGGGAUGUGAUGUUGAUGGCAGGGUUGAGGGUUG